AUGGACAUCGAGGUGCAACCAAGAAAUUUGGAGCGAACGUGGGUGGGAUAUAGAGGGCCAGGACGCAGCUACGUUGACACGACAAGUGAUGCGGGAUUUAUCCAGCUUCAGAGCCGGGCAGUGGCAGACCGCGCCUGGUGUCUCCGGAGUUCGGGUUCUCUACACGCCGGGCGAUUUUCACCUCCAUCACGUUCCAUCUCCCUUGACUCUACCCCCGCCGUCUCCUCUCUUCUCCAUUGGAUCAACACCUCCGACCUCCCCCGGUCCUCCAGCUCCUCCUCCUCCGUCUCCCGAGACCGAGGCAGAGGUGCCGGGUUCCACAGGUCCGGCACCGUGCCAGACCUUCGCCCCACCGCCAGCUCCCCUGAUUGGGAGCAGCAGUACCAGCAGGACCGUUGCAAUCCCGUCCCCCGAGACCGAUGCGACGGUUCCGGGUUCCACCGGUUACACACCUCCUGUACCACCACCUCCAACACCACCACCAGCGGCAGCAGCAGCAGCAGCAGCAGCUCCCCUGAUUGUGAGAAGCGGCAGGACCGUUGCAACCGCAUACCCCGACACCGAGGCAACGGUGCCGGGUUCCACAGCUCCAGCAACGACCCGGACCUACGCCGCUCCGCUCGCACUCCCCCCACCACCUCCCUUGAUCGGGAGAAGCAUCAGGACCCCCGCCUCCCCGAGAGAGCCGCCACGGUGCCGGUCUCCAGCACCCCCUCUCCUCCGACACCAGGCCGGACCUACGCCGCUCCAGCGGCGGCGGCGCGUGCUCAUCCCAGGAUCCCGACAAAUAGAACCGCCAGACGGAACGGCGCCGUAAGAGGCUCUUUCACCAGACAUCGCAGGAGGAGAAGGGACCGCUAUCUGCUUGAUACCCUGAGAGACGAGUUGACCUGUGCGGUAAAUGAACUUUUACGCGCAGGAUCAGCAUAUUUUGCGGAGCUUACAAGAAUGUAAUUACAUUCGAAGAGGAUUUCUGUUUUUUCGCUGUUUCAUGAGGUUUGUUUGGUUGUUUUCUUUUUUUGUUGUUGUUGUUGAGUUGAAAAAAUAUUGUAAAACAAAUCCCAAAAAAAAAAAAAAAAAAAAAUCUGACAUUAAACCCAGAAUGGCUGAAAGGGCGAGCGACCGAUCUAAUGAAUUACCGACCUUAAACCCACAACCAAACGAUUUUUACAAUUUAUUAAAUAAUGCCAGUGAUGUAAACCCACCAUCCGUCACAAGCGCUGAUUUUCAAGAGUUGAUACAUUUUGUACAAGGGACUCGUUCGGAUUUUGAUAGUUUGCUAAAUGUAGAGCCUGAAACCGAUGCAUCCGCUGAAUUUCACAAUUUAAUAAAUGACGUCAACCCAGAAUUCGUCACAAGCGUGGAUUUUGAAGAUUUAAUACAUUUUGCAGACGGUAAUCGCUCGGAUUUUGAUAGUUUGCUAAAUGUAAACCAUGAAAUUUCACCUUCAUCACCACCACCACCUUCACCUCCUGCUGAUCUCUGUUCAAACCAAGCGGGGGGUCAAAUUCUAAAUACGGCCCAGCAGGAGCCUGACACUUCCCCAGCUCCAGCAGCCUGCAACGCUCUGAAUGAAGUGCAUAGAAAUAGAUUUAACAACGUAGAAAUAAGACAGUUAUUACAGUUUCCACCCCCUACGGGUGUACCGGAUUACGGUUCAUUUUAUGGGGAAGUUAUGGGGACCGCUCACGAAUUGUUUCAACGGGUCUCUUCACACGCUAGACCUCAGGACAAAAUUCAGUUGGAACUUAGGGGGGAGAGUCUGACCAGAAAUGUCACCAGCGUUUUAACCAACGGCGGAGAGGAUGAGAACCUUUCAGCAUUUCAGACCCUCCUCGACAGUCUAGUACAGUCCAACAUGUCUAUUAUGACCGACGCUACUCUGGAAUUAGUGGUCCAGAUCGUCCGUAACCCGAGGGGCGGCGGGAAGAGAGCCUUGGAAAAAUUGUUGCACAGCGAAAUCCUUAAAAAAAAGAAAAGGUUUCUGUACAUAGUACAAAACUCUGACGACAACACGUGCUUUUCCGUCAAUGUAGCUCAUCUGCUGUUCCCCUCUCUCACCGACAGAGAGGCUGCCGGGAGAGGUAGAGAGAUUCAAAUCGCUGCCGGUUUAAACGAUCAGAACCAAGUGACCUUUAGCGAUCUGUCAAAAUUUGAACAGUUGUUGGAUUGUAAAAUUGUGGUAUUUUACAGAACGGAAGACACGCGCACUCUCUCAAAAUUCCAAACAGGUUGCCCCCGAAAAAAUAAAACACUCUAUUUGUUUCUGCACCAGAAUCAUUAUUACGGCAUCAAAGAUCUCAAGGGGUUUCUCGGCUCCAAGUACGCUUGUCACUACUGUUAUUCGGGUUACGACAACGUGUUGAGUCAUCACUGCCCCGCGCAUUGUACAGUGUGUUUACACCCCGACUGUGUUCAGACAGAGUACAGAACCGUCCUGUGCUCAGACUGUAAUCGCGUCUGUCGCUCCCAGAGCUGCUUAGUUAGACACAAGCAGCCUGUCCAGAGACGGCGGGCUCAAAAAUCAGUCAGUCAGUGCCAGCUGUAUAAACGGUGCGACAAAUGCCUCAGAUUGUAUUACAUCCCCGUGUCUGUUGAAAUGAAACCUCACGUGUGUCAAGCUAUAAAAUGUAAAAUCUGCGGCGAAUCCACAGGGGACCCGUCGAUCCCCCAAAACAGAAACACCCACCUGUGUUACAUACAACCCGUUAAACCGUCCGAGGACCAUUCAGAAAAAAUAAUAUUUUACGAUUUUGAAACGUUUACGGAUGAACAAGGCGUCCACAUUCCUUUUUUGGUCUGUGCUAAAUCGCUACAGGGUCAGAGGUGGCACUCUGAAGGGGUGAAUUGCGCCAAAGAGUUUGUGCUGAGCUUUAGGAGACCGAUGUAUCAGAAAGCCAUCUUUGUAGCUCAUAAUUCUAAAGGUUUUGACAGCUAUAUAGUACUCCGAGCCAUGGUGGAGCUGGGCCUUAAGCCCUCUCUCAUUAUGCACGGGAGCAAAAUACUCUGUUUCACAGACCCUGACUACAACCAGCGAUACAUCGAUUCCCUGAGUUUUCUCGCUAUGCCUCUAGCUGCCAUGCCUAAAGCUUUAGGUUUCCCUGACAAAAGCAAAGGUUUUUUCCCACACGCUUUUAGCUCUUUGAAUCAUUUAAAUUACAUCGGUCCUUACCCCCCUCCUCAGGAUUACCACCCGGAGAGAAUGAAGCCUGAAGCCAGGCGCGAAUUCAUGGAGUGGUACGAGACCGUGCGCGGAGGAAUUUUCAAUUUUAAACAGGAAGCUCUCUAUUACUGCCAAAACGACGUAGAUGUGCUGGCGGAGGGAUGCACAAUAUUCAGAAACGGAUACAUAGAGGAAACAGGCGUGGAUCCGUUCAGUUCUUGCACGAUUGCCAGCGCUUGUAUGAAAACAUUUGCCUGUAACCAUCUGCAGCCUAAAACCUUAGCCAUACCGUCGCCAGAUCAUUACAGCCGACAAUACAAAAGCUAUUCACACGCCAGCAUCCAGUGGCUGGAGUGGGUGUCUCGUGACCGAGGCGUCUUUAUUCAGCACGCUUUGAACGCCGGUGAAAAGCGGUUGGGGCCGUAUUUUGUGGACGGCUACUCAGAGGUCGGAGGUGAUAAAUAUGUGUGGGAAUUUCUGGGUUGUUUUUAUCACGGCUGUCCCUCCUGUUUUCAGCCUCACGAGACCUGUUCUCUGACGGGGCGAUCGUUUGGAGAGUUACACAGCGAUACCGUGGCUAGAUUAAACGCGUUAGAGACUAAAGAAGGGGUUAAAGUGGUGGUUAUGAGAGAGCAUAGCUGGGAUGAAAUGAAGAAAUCAAAUCCCUCCGUCAGGGCUUUCAUGCAAGAUUAUCGAGCUCCUGAGCCCCUCCACCCCCGCCAGGCUCUGUACGGGGGCAGAACGUGCGCGGUCAGGCUCAGGUAUUCAGCAGCAGCGAACGAGAACGUGGAAUACGCUGAUGUCACCUCACUCUAUCCUUAUGUCAACUGUAGCUUUCCCUACCCGCUAGGUCACCCUAAAAUAAUUCACACAGCUUUUAACAGCCCUCAGAGCUACUUUGGGUUCAUCAGGGCUGUGGUCUACCCUCCCAGAGGGUUAUUUUUCCCUGUUUUGCCUUACAGAACCGGCUCGGGUAAGCUGGUGUUUACACUCUGCCGCACCUGCGCAGAGCUAAACAAUCAGCAGGGUGCUUGUAACCAUGACGACGAGAGCCGCGCAUUGACAGGUGUCUGGGUCACCCCCGAAUUUAACAAAGCUUUGCAGAUGGGUUAUCGAGUGGUUAAGGUGACCGAGGUGUGGCAUUUUGAGAACCGGGACGACUCUGUAUUCGUAGGAUACAUACACACUUUUCUUAAGGGCAAACAGGAGGCUUCAGGAUAUCCUCCUGAAGCAAAUGACAGCGCCAGCAGGCAGAGAUACAUCAGGGAGUAUCACUCUCACCAGGGCAUUCUGCUGGAUGAGAAUAAAAUUCAUCCUAACCCCGCUAAAAGACAAAUCUCCAAAUUGUGUCUCAACAGCUUCUGGGGGAAGUUUGCUCAGAGAAACAAUCUGCGUCAGACGGCUCUGGUCACCGAACCAGAAGAAUUUUUCAGCUACAUGUUCUCUGAAAAAUACAAUGUAAAUUACUUCUCUUUCCUCGAUGACAGAACCGCUCUGGUUCAGUGGACCCACGGCGGUCGUUAUAUAGCCCCGCCUAACAAAAACGAUAACGUUUUCAUAGCUGCUUUUACCACAGCGUACGGACGAUUAAAGCUUUACGAGUAUUUAGAGGAGCUCCAGGGGAGAGUUUUGUACUUUGACACAGACAGCAUAAUUUAUGUCACCAAACAGGGAGAGAACCGACUAAAAUACGGAAAUUAUCUGGGGGACUUAACGGACGAGUUAGACGGUGACAGCAUAGAAGAAUUCGCAGCCGCGGGUCCUAAAAGUUAUGCUUAUCAAACCAGAAACCGUAAAAAAGUGGUGUUGAAGGUGAAAGGUAUCACUCAAACUCGAGAAUGCUCUGAAAAAGUAAGCUUUGACAGCGUGAGAGAUCUGGUCGAUGGCUUUGUCCAGCAGCAGCAGCAGCACCAGGUGCUGCAGCGGUCUCUGACCCCUCAGCAGCAGCUCCAGCGUUCAGAGGAAGGGGGGUUUAUUGACACCCCGCAGCAGGGCAUCGUUAGAGAUAAAAACGGGUUUGUCCUAAAAAACUCUUCAUUUAGCAAAAGGUUUAGGGUUGUGUAUGACAAGAGACGGUUGCUGCCUAACGGUCAAACAGAGCCAUUUGGGUUUUAAUUUUUGUAUUAAUUUUUUUUUAUACAAAAUGUCGCAGGAAAUAGAUUUCGAUCCUAGAUUAUGUAUGCCUUUCUCAGCUAUCAUAGUCGGGCCUUCGGGCGCGGGAAAAUCUUUCUUUGUGAAACAGAUUCUCCAACACCCCAAACAUGUUUUGAAUCAAAUGCCUGAGAAUAUUGUCUAUGUGUACACCUCCUUUCAACCCAUGUACGCUGAACUGCAGAGAACCAAUAAAGAGAUUAAAUUCGUUGAA
This is a messenger RNA of Acanthochromis polyacanthus (spiny chromis), 5528 nucleotides long. RefSeq lists its product as uncharacterized. The transcript is spliced from 3 exons. Lineage: Eukaryota; Metazoa; Chordata; Actinopteri; Pomacentridae. The record is from RefSeq and is a predicted model, not a curated record. Bases 1 to 954 code for a protein of 317 amino acids.